AUGCGUAUUUUUGUGGUUUUAUGUUUAAUUGCUGUUGCAGCCGCUCAAUAUGACUAUGCUCCACAAACAGCUGGUCAUGAUGAUAGCGCUCCUUUACGUGGCGAUGAUCAAUUAUCUCAACCAAUUCAACCAUCAAGCGAAUUUAAUAAGGAAUUUUAUUCUUACUCCGCACCUGAACAUGAAUUCGAUGAUGGUGGUGCCAAUGAUCAAAUUGCUAACUCUUUGAAGAAGAAUCUCCGUGUUGUCUUCAUCAAGGGACCAGAAAACUCAGGACUUGAAAAUGCUGCCUUACAAUUGGCCAAAUCUGCUUCUGAUGAUCGUACUGCAAUUUAUGUACUCAGCAAACAGGCUGAUGUCUCCAACUUGGCUAACAAAUUGAAUCAAUUGAAGAGCAGCAAUGCCAACAAACCCGAAGUUCACUUUGUCAAAUACAGGACACCAGCUGAUGCCGAAAAUGCUCAACGCACAAUUCAAUCUCAAUACGAUUCAUUGCCCGGUUCAUCCGUUAGCAACAAUGGCGGACAUGCUCCAGUUUUGGAUUUCGCUUCUAAGGCACCAAUUCGUCAAUCUGCUCCAGCUGCUUCCCUACCAGCUGCUCCAUCCAGCUCUUACAUUCCACCACAAUCAUCGUAUUUGCCACCUGGCAGAAGAUUCUAA
Teleopsis dalmanni is the source of this 657-nucleotide messenger RNA. RefSeq lists its product as uncharacterized. The transcript has 2 exons. The record is from RefSeq and is a predicted model, not a curated record. NCBI's taxonomy places the organism in Eukaryota, Metazoa, Arthropoda, Insecta, Diptera, Diopsidae. Bases 1 to 657 code for a protein of 218 amino acids.